Messenger RNA from Acanthochromis polyacanthus (spiny chromis), 5112 nucleotides. RefSeq names its product regulator of G protein signaling 9a (gene rgs9a). Gene Ontology annotation, biological process: intracellular signal transduction; regulation of G protein-coupled receptor signaling pathway; G protein-coupled receptor signaling pathway. The record is from RefSeq and is a predicted model, not a curated record. Lineage: Eukaryota; Metazoa; Chordata; Actinopteri; Pomacentridae. The transcript has 18 exons. Bases 2975 to 4420 code for a protein of 481 amino acids.
CUUCAUCACACACGGGGACGCGCUCCGCAUGCCCGCUGCCUGCUGCGUUCAGGGGCCGCAGGAACAACGACCUCCACCACUUUCACUGGUGGAACACCUCAGUCCGUCCAGAACCAAACAUCUCAGUGCGUCCACCCAGAACCGAGCCAGAGUUUACCUGAAAUAAUGUUGGUUCAGAAACUAAAUGUACCCUAACGAGUUCAGAACCAGACAUACUUAAUGGAUCCGAACUGCCAUCACUGCAUUCUAUAUUCUAAAAAAUAGUUUGUUUCUGUGGUUCGGUUCUGUGGUUCGGUUCUGGUCAGACUUCAAUAAACUUCAGUCAUUUUCACAUUAACAGGCUUCAGUGCUUCAAAGAAGAAUACAAUUUCCAAUAUUCAUAAAUGCAGCAUUGAGUGGUACAGAUGCUGGUGAGCUUCAGGGUGCUUUCACACCUGUUAGAGUGGUUCGUUUGGACCCAAAUGUUGCUAUUUUCAACUAGUUCGGUUCGCAUUCACACCAGUGUUUUCGCAGUUGAACCAACUACGAUGAAUGUUAUAUCUCCCCCAGUCGUUUGGCGGCGCUGUUCACAAAAUAAGGUGUUAUAGAUGACGUAGGUGAACGCUGAUUGGCGCAGCAUGUGAAGAGGGAAAAAUCUUGGAAGAAAGCAACAGGCUGUGUUUAUUCCAUGGAUCGAGGUUUAUUCGUAAACAAUGAACUAUGCUCUCCUGUUCGUUCUUGUUGCCAUAUAUUCGUAUCAUUGCUUUAUGCAGCAAGCACAAAUACUGCUGUUGUUCCAGCGUGAAGCUCGCAUUCGGUACGAGAACAUUACACAGCCGUUUUUGGCACGGAGAAGAUGCAUUGCAAGACGUUAUCGUUAUCCCAUAAUUCCCUGUGCAGGUUGCUACGGAAGCUCCCGUAGACCAAAAAGUCUGCUGCGUCAUCAAGCCGGUCCGAAUGGAGACAGAGCUCCAGCUGCCCAGACCCCCACCUGCUCUGCCCGCCAAACCUUGUCCCUCUCUGGUUCCCCGCCUUGGCUCCCUCCUGCCUCGUGAUCCCUGGUCGGACCUCCCUGACCGGAACCCCAGACCUUCCAGCCUGGAACCCCGGAUCUCCCUACCAGGACCCCCGGACCUCUCCCCACGCACCCCUGUCAGGUCUGACUCCCCCCCCGGUACUCCCUCACUCCUUCCCUCAAUAAAACCUGUUGAAAUCUGUCUCUGCCUCGGUCGUGUGGUUCUCUGCACGGGUUCAGCCCUGAUUCGUGACACCUACAGAGGAGACCAGGAUCUGGAUCAUCUCACUGAACAGAACCAGUGGCCCAGUACCAGCUGGACUCUCUCAAUCCGAGACCAACUCUCUGUCUGAGAUGUUCUUUAUGUUCCUGGAACCGUUUUCUCCUGGUGUUGGACCUUUAAAUAUGUUUGAAUGAACUAAUUGUAUUUUUGUGUAAUUAUUCAGACCAUCUGUGAAGUUCCCAGAGGUUGAGACUCUCCAGCAUCCAGACAUCUUCUACGGCAUCUACACAGUGCCCGCGGGCAUCCUGUUGCCCUGACCACGUCAGUCGCAUGCAGGCCUGUUCUAAAAUUAGCUCAAAUAACCGCACUUAUCAGUGAGCUGCAUCUAUUUAUUUUAGUUUAGUUUAUUUUUGCUAUUCUUGUUUAAAUCACACAUGUGGACUGGAAAUGACAAUAUAUAAUUUAAUUUUUUAAAAUGAUUAGUAUAAAUGAAUCAUCUAUUGAUCAAGGGUCAGUAUUGUGCACAGGCCCAAAACGUAGCGUUUGUAGAGCAGCAAAAACAUGAUGGUUGACCCUAAAAAAGAUGGCAGUAAAAAGAAAGAAAACCGAUCGCUUUCACGAUGAAUGGGAGGUAGAGUUAUUUUUUUACCAUUGUGAAAGGAGCCUGCGUGUGUCUCAUUUGCGGGGCGACUGUAGCGACGGCAAAGCGGCACAAUGUGGAGAGACAUUUCACAACUAGCCAUACAAGCUACCAUGCUAACUAACCACUGGGCAGCGCACUACGAGCAGAAAAAGCUCGCGAUUUAAAGGCAGCUUUGAGCAAACAGCAAUCGUCUUUCAAGAGGCCGGCGAAAAGCUCCCAAAAAGCAACCGAAGCCUCAUUAAGAGCUACACAAUUCUUGAUUAAGAAAAAGAAGGCAUUUUCAGAUGGGGCGGUUGUCAAAGAAACAAUAAUUGCUAAAACUGUGCUUGAAGACGAGAAGUACGGAACCGAUGUAAUCUCCACUCUCUCUGAUGUUCAGCUGGGUGCAUCUACAAUGGUAAGACGAGUGUCGGCGAUGUCCGUGAACUUGGCCGACCAGUUGGACCGUGAUCUGGCGAGGUGCAGGUGGUUCAGUAUCCAGUGUGAUGAGUCGGUGGACAGCAGCAGUACAGCGCAGCUGAUGGUCUUUAUCAGGAUGGUGUUUGAUGAUUUCUCCACAAAAGAAGAACUUCUGACACUACUGGACUGGAUGAAUGGAAGUGAUCAUUUGAAAAUGUUCAAUUUGAGAAACACUGGAACUUGAAAAUAUAGAAAUAAAGUGUUGCAUAUUGAUAUUAAUUUAUUUCCUAUCUUAUUGUUGAUAUUUUUGUGAGAAAUCAUUAACAUGAUCAGUGUCUUCACAUAGCUAAAUACCAUUGAUUAUUAAUAAUAAUGUAUAAUUAAAGCUAAAUUGAGCAAAUUGGCUAUUUCAGCAGUGUGUAUCAAACUGAUUGCUCUUUGCCUUAAUCAGCACCCAGGAAGUAGCCCUCGGUUUCAAAAAGGUUGGUGACCCCUGAUCUACAGCAUCUACAGCAGGUUUCUAACUGGACAACUGGAGACGCUUCCAGCAGCUGAUUGGAGGAUAAAUCCAUCCUUUCUAUCCGUCUUACAGGAGAAUGUUCAUGUUCAGUGCGGGACUCUGGUCUACCAACAGCUAGUCCUUGUAUAUCUGGGAUAUUUCACACCAGGAUUUUUUUUUUUAAACAUCUGAUUCAGUUUUCAUCCAUCUGCAAAUAUGACCAUCAGAACCGCCCGUCCGGACCGGGUUCAGCACUUCCGACCCCGGAUGCACUGCCUCAAAAAGCUGGAGGCCAUAGUGGUGGAGAUGCAGGACCAGAAAAGUGGAGUUAAAGGCUCAGAGCAGAAACUCAACGUCACUACAAUCCCACAUGUCCUCACUGGGAAGGACAUCAUUGCAUGGAUUGCCAACAAGAUGAAGACCACUCCAGAAGAGGCUCAGACCUUCAGCACCAUGUUGGUGGCUUACGGCUACAUCUACCCUCUGCAGAACCACAAGAAGCUGGUCAUGUGCAACGACUCCAGCCUCUACCGCUUCCAGACUCCGUACUUCUGGCCAACACAGAAAUGGUUUGCAGAAGACUCUGAUUAUGCCAUUUACCUGGCAAAGAGGAACAUCCGCAAGAAGGGCAUGCUGGAACCCUAUGAACAGGCCCAUUACAACCAUCUCCAUGAAUGGCUCAACCACAAGUGGGACUUUAUUGUGAUGCAGGCGACUGAACAAUACAAGGCCGGUAAGGAGAGGAAGAAGCCUGAUCGUGUGGUGUUUGACUGCCAGGAAAGAGCUUAUUGGAUUGUUAACAAACCUCCGCGUCGGACUCACAGUGCCAUAGACUGCGGUCCAGAGAGACUCAUUGAUCCCGACGCUGAUGAGAAAAUCACCUUUGACCAGUACAGAAGGCAGAACAUGUUCUAUCAACAAGCCAUCAUGAGGUCCAAAGUGAAAUCCAGUGUUUCCCUCGGAGCGUUGGUUAAAUACAUUACUACGUAUAAAAACCAUGACCCAUUCCUAGCUCCAUGCCUCCCCAGCAACCCCUGGCAGACUGACCACGAUGCCUACUGGAGUCUGAACAUGAGAAGGGUUGAUCUUCCCACGAAGAUGCGAGUCGAGCGUUGGUCCUUCAGUUUGUUUGAGCUUCUGAGUGACCUGCGAGGCCGAGACGAUUUCAAGGUUUUCCUGAAGAAGGAGUUCAGCGGUGAGAACUUGGCCUUCUGGGAAGCAGCUGAAGAACUGAAGUGGGGAACUGCAGCAUCCAUGACAGCAAAAGCCGAGACAAUCUUCAAGACCUUCCUGGCCCCUGGAGCUCCUCGCUGGAUCAACAUCGAUGGACGGACCAUGGGUCUGACGGUCAAAGGUCUGGACCAUCCUCACCGCUACGUUCUGGAAGCAGCUCAAACCCACGUCUUCCUGCUCAUGAAGAAGGACACAUUCUUCCGUUACCUCAAGUCCCCGGUGUACAAAGACAUCCAGAAGAAGGCUCUGAACCCUGAAGCUCAUAACUUCAGUCCGGCCCAGCUGGAGCAAAAUGCCAACAGCCGGAGUCCAGGCAUCCAUCCCAUAAUACUCUGGCAGCAGGAGGAGGAGGAGAAGGCCAAAGCUGCUGCUGCUUCAGCUCCUGUGGAUGUCAAAGCCAUGAUGAGCAAAAUAGACAGGAAGAAGUAACGAGCUUCAACAGGAAGCAGAGAGAGGAACAUUUAGAGUCCUUCAGACGAGUCCAGAGAUGAUCGGAGAGAAAAAGAACUGAAGACAGAAAAUAUUACAAAGAGAUGCAGAAAAAAUGCUGAAUGAUGAAGGAGUUUCUGUUUCCAGGACCACCGUCUAAUCAGUAGAGUUUCAUGACCUUCAUCUCAUAUUUGAUUAAAGGUUCUUCAGAAAGAUGUACUAAAUAUCAGAGAACUAGAAAAUCCUCCUGCAGUGAAUCUGUUCUGUACGAAUGAAUCUAAUCUAGCUGAUCGUUCAAUAUCAUACUUUACUAUUAUUAUAUUUAAUAUUAUUAUUGCUGCUGUUAUUAAAACAUUAGCUUUUUGCAAAGCCAACAUUUUUUACUAGAUGCAGAUUUAACAGUUGAGGUUUAUAUGUAUAUUUCACCAUAAAUAUAACAAAAGAAGAUUCUGAAACACCAUCUUAAGAUUGUCCGUUAGAAAUACUGCAGCUGUUCAGAGAGAAAUACGACGUUAGAUUCACUAAAUAAUUCUAGUCCAAAUGUUCCACCGUAUAUUACAGGGAAAUGUUCUUUAUGAAGCAUUUGUACAGUCUGUAAACAACUUUACUGACAGAUUGGGUUUGUUAGGAUCCGUUCUGGUGACUUUUUCUGUAUAUUAUAAAUCACAAAUAAAUUAUAAGACUGAAGAUGA